AUGAAGAGUAAAUUAUCUAUUUUAUUUGUCAUUAACCUUUUACUCCUAAUCACCGUUAGCGAUGUAAUAAAGGGAGAUAAUAGUAUUAAUAAAAAUAAGGAUAUCUGGAAAUCUAGAUUUACUGUGGGAAAAGGAACGCCAAAGAAAAAUGAAGAUAUAAGUGAAAAAAAUAAGAAAAAAGAUAAUAAGAAAGAAAAAGAUGACAUCCAAACGGGUAUUAACAAUAGGGAUGAUAUGAACGAUUCACGCAGUAUAAUGCUUUUAAGAGAAAUUUACGAAAAAGACAACCAAUUGAGCAUUGUUAACAGAAAAAAGAAAAAGUAUAAAACAGCUACCUUUACCUUGGGUACACUAUUAACUAUAAUAGCAUUACGUACCAUAGCAGAUAUAGCCGUAAAAGGUAUUUCUAAGCUUUUCCAGAAGGAAGAAAGCAUGCUUAGUGGAUUAAUUUUUGAUAAAUGGAACAUUAAUAAUUUAGGGAAAAAGAACUUCUUUUUUGAUGCUUUAGAAUAA
Molecule: messenger RNA, 513 nt
Organism: Plasmodium gonderi
Lineage: Eukaryota; Apicomplexa; Aconoidasida; Haemosporida; Plasmodiidae
Exons: 2
Coding region: 1-513 (170 amino acids)
Source: RefSeq, a predicted model, not a curated record